Molecule: messenger RNA, 1784 nt
Organism: Pelobates fuscus (common spadefoot toad)
Lineage: Eukaryota; Metazoa; Chordata; Amphibia; Anura; Pelobatidae
Gene: FIBIN
Product: fin bud initiation factor homolog
Exons: 1
Coding region: 600-1220 (206 amino acids)
Source: RefSeq, a predicted model, not a curated record
AGGAAGGGGAAAAAUGACUUAAUGUAGCUUUAAUAACGGAGACAUACUGAAAGGAUUCUUUCCCAAAACUGCUUCUUGGCUCCUUUAGUGACGAAACCGAGCUGUAAUUUGAGAACAGAUACCUCUUCUAAAGCAUAUCAUUAGCCAGAAAGCAGAGCACUGCAUUAGCAGUCCAGAUGUAGACACAGUGCAGUAGCAAACAGCACUACACAGACGGCAAGCACUCUCAGCACAGACUUGCUAUGUUCCUCCUGCUACUUCCAAAAAAAGACAUAACAGAUUGAUAUAUUUACAUAUGAGCCCUUCUCCAUCUUCUCAGUGUCUCUCUUCCACAUUGAAAGCAGACAAUAUUUUGUCUGCACAGCUAGGAAGACUUGAUCCUGACCGUUCCUGCACAUUAAAGACUCACAAGCAUCUGGAUGUACCGAAAGACAAUUUGUCAUCUACAAUGCAAAUCUAAUCAGCUUGUGGAACGUAAAGUGUGGAUCCUACAGCAAAGAAGGAUUUUUGGACCGGUCUAUUACUUAGGAGAAGGAGAGAUCAUUUUAUAGGUUCAGAACACACUGACACUUUCGUGUCACUAAAGACCAUCUCGUUUCAUGAUGACAGGACUUAACCUAUUCUGGUUUGGGAUUCUUUUCAGCCUGUGCAAUGCUUACUAUGAUGGACCUCUCUACCCUGAAAUGUCCAAUGGGAGCCUCCACCAUUACUUUGUUCCCGAUGGAGACUAUGAGGAGAACGAUGACCCCGAAAAAUGCCAGAUGUUAUUCAAGGUGACAGAUGAGAGGGCCUGUGCUUAUGGGGAUGGCGCACCUCUCUCAGUUAAAGAUGAAUUUAUAAUCAUUAAAAGGCAAAUUGAGGAUGCACAGAGGGUUAUUGAGAGCAUCGGGAAGAGCAUUUCGUAUGACCUUGACGGAGAAGACAGCUAUGGAAAGUAUCUAGGAAGGGAAUCUUCUCAGAUCAGUGAAUCCUUCAGCAACUCCGACAAGUCUCUGUCAGAGCUGGAAGUUAAGUUUCAACAGAGCCAGGACAAUGAGAGAAAUGAAAUCAAGGGGUUAAACGAUAACUUUAUCGCUAUGAUGAUUCACACAAGAGCUGUUCUCAAAGAAACGUUAGAUAUCUCUUCAGGACUGAGGGAUAGAUACGAACUGCUUUCUUUAACCAUUAGAAGUCAUGGUACUAGACUAAGCAGAAUGAAAAAUGAGUAUUUAAAGGUUUGACACCUUUUAUUCUCAAUCUACCUAAGUGCAAUUUAUGCAAAUCAUCCUUGUAGAUUUUCAUGUACAGGAGAACUUCCCCAUGUUAAUGAGUGUGUACAAAACCUGGUACAUAGAAUGCCCUUGCUGUGCCAGUAGAUACAGAGUAACCGUUCUGCUACCAUACCCAGAGCUAACAUGGCAUCUGGAAGUGAAUGGGUUAAGAAGUGGUUCUACUAAAUGACUGUGCCGUGGGGAAGUUAAAUGCAUUGGAAAUCAUUGAAUGCAUUGUUUUUAAUAUUUAAAUAGCUACACUCUGUCAACAUUUUGGUUGAUUCUUAAAUUGUUUUUAACCUAUUGACUGCUGUGUGGUCCAUGAAUCAACUUUCUUUACAUAUUCCACAUGCAAUUAAUGGGUUAACACUAUUUACAGAGAACAUAUAAUUUUGUCUUAAAACCAGUAUUGUGAUUUAACACACUCAUGGACAUAGUGAUGCAAUGUACACCAGGGUAUAUUAUUUAUUUUAUUGAAUUGCUGCAUCCUUCUAAAAUGACUAUGUUGUACAUACUAAGUAUAUUGCUAUAAAU